Messenger RNA from Macadamia integrifolia, 5547 nucleotides. RefSeq lists its product as uncharacterized. Lineage: Eukaryota; Viridiplantae; Streptophyta; Magnoliopsida; Proteales; Proteaceae. Gene Ontology annotation, molecular function: protein binding. The record is from RefSeq and is a predicted model, not a curated record. Bases 734 to 3757 code for a protein of 1007 amino acids. The transcript is spliced from 10 exons.
CUCAAUUCUUUGCUUUGUAUUUUAACUGUUUUCUAUGUUUUACCAUUUGUUAUUGGGGAUUUUCCUCUUUCUUAAUUUGCUGUUGUGUAUUUGUCUUUGGUCAAGAAAUUUUUGAAUAUUUGUGAUUUUGUGUGACAUGUGAUCCUUUUGGUUUGUUAUUAGUUAAUUUCCUGGUUUUCUGGAUAUAAUGUAGUAUUGUCAUUCUGAGUUGGUGUGAUAUCCUGUGUUUCUGUUGACAAUUACUUGGUUUGAACUAUUUUUGUCCUUAUUGCCUUUGAAUUCUGGGACAAUGGAUCAGAUGGGUAUAGGGUUCAUGGGUGGAAUGCAGUCCUGGGAUCCAAAGGAAGAGAUAUACGUGGUGUUCUCUGUGUUGAGCUUCCCUUGCAUCUCAAAGAGUUAUACAUGUAUCAGGAUCUGUGAUGGGGGUUUCUGAAUGGCUCCUACAGCUGGUUUGUGUGUACAAUAAUAAUGGGGAUGAUGAUGGUGGUCUAGCAUUUAAGCAACAUAUGGAUUUUGACAUCUGAUGGGAUGGAUUCCAGAACAUGUUAACUUUUGAAGGGACAGAGCUCACUAGGUCAUUGAGGAUGUGGCUCUCAAUUUCUGAUGUAGGAAAAUUUUAAGCUAAAAAAAAAAAAAUAAUAAAAGAAAAUUACAUUGCAGGUAGUGAGGUUGAAACAAGUAGGUUAUAAAGUCGGUAAUCAGAGAGCAUUUAUAGUAUUUGCAAACUAUAUUAAUGGAGGCUUCACCAUCACAUCUAGUUCGGAAGCAGAGUCAACAGACACCUAUGCGCAAAUUGUCCUCUAGUGGAUCCCAAAAAGAUCUAUGGUUUGUUACGCAGGAAGGUUCACUAUCUGAAGUAGAUUCAGCUUUGGCACUUCUGAAAAAGAAUGGGGGGAAUAUCAAUUCAAGGAAUAUGUUUGGCCUUACUCCUCUUCACAUUGCAACCUGGAGAAAUCACAUUCCCAUUGUGAGGAGCCUACUUGCAGCUGGUGCUGAUCCUGAUACAAGGGAUGGGGAAUCGGGAUGGAGUAGCCUACAUAGGGCUCUCCAUUUUGGUCAUCUUGCUGUGGCAAGUGUUCUUCUUCAAUCUGGUGCUUCUCUUACAUUGGAAGACUCCAAAUGUCGAACACCUGUCGAUCUCCUCUCUGGGCCUGUGAUGCAGGCUGUUGGAAAUGUACAUAAAGCAGCUGUGACAGAAGUCUUUAGCUGGGGAAGUGGUGCUAACUAUCAACUGGGAACUGGGAAUGCACACAUUCAGAAGUUUCCGUGUAAAAUUGAUUCACUUCAAGGCUCUUCUAUCAAAUUGAUAUCUGCUGCAAAGUUCCACAGCGUAGCAGUUGGUGCUCAUGGAGAACUGUACACUUGGGGAUUUGGAAGGGGAGGUCGGCUUGGACACCCUGACUUUGAUAUCCAUAGCGGUCAAGCUGCAGUUAUCACUCCUCGGCAGGUUUCUUUUGGUUUUGGUUCCCGCCGAGUGAAGGCAGUUGCAGCUGCUAAACAUCACACUGUUAUAGCAACAGAAGGCGGGGAAGUAUUCACUUGGGGAUCCAAUAGAGAAGGUCAGCUUGGUUACACUUCUGUGGAUACCCAACCAACACCACGGCGAGUGAGUUCCCUCAAACCAAAAGUAAUUGCUGUCUCUGCUGCGAACAAACAUAGUGCUGUGGUUUCUGAAUCUGGUCAAGUUUUCACGUGGGGCUGCAACAAGGAGGGCCAACUUGGUUAUGGUACAUCCAACUCUGCUUCAAACUACACUCCUCGAGUUGUUGAAUCAGUGAAACUCAAACAUGUGAUAGGAGUUUCAACAUCAAAAUAUCAUACGAUUGUAUCAGGAGAUGGAGAGGUGCAUACUUGGGGACAUAGACAAGUCAACCCAAGAAAAGUGGACAUCGCCAAGUGUAGGAACAGUGGGUCAGUUAAGUUCCAUCAUUUUGGACGAUCUAAAGUGGUUGCCAUAGCCGCAGGGAUGGUGCAUAGCAUGGCUCUCACAGCUGAUGGUUCAGUGUUUUAUUGGAAUUCUGCUAAUCCAGAAAGAUGUCAACAGUUAUAUUCUAUCAGUGGUAGAAAUGUGGUCAGUAUAUCCGUGGGAAAGUACUGGGCCUCUGCAGUUACAGAUAGAGGUGAUGUUUAUAUGUGGGAUGGAAGGAAAAGUAAGGAUGAGCCUCCUGUUACAACUCGGCUGCACAGUGUGAAGAGGGUUACAUCAGUUUCAGUUGGUGAAACACAUAUGUUAUUUGUCUGUGCUCUUUAUCACCCCCUUUGUCAGCCUAAAUUGGUGGAGAAACCUCAUGAGCCAACAUUAGAGCUUACUGAUGAAUUAGAGGAGUUAGAUGAACAUUUUAUGUUCACUGAUAUGAAGGAAGAAAGCAGAAAUAUAGCAUCAAGUGUACAGGAGGAUUACCUGGAUAACAGAUGCGUGCCUAGCUUAAAAAGUCUUUGUGAAAAGGUAGCAGUGCAGUCUUUAGUGGAGCCAAAAAAUGCUAUACAGCUGCUUGAAAUUGCUGAUGCUUUGGGGGCAGAUGAUCUGAAGAAGCAUUGUGAGGAGAUGACCAUUCGUAACCUCGACUACAUAUUUACAGUCUCUACACUGGCUAUUGCGAGUGCAUCGCUUGAUAUUCUAGCUAGUCUAGAGAAACUAUUAGAUUCAAGGUCCUCUGAGCCAUGGAGUUACCGUCGGCUGCCAACACCAACAGCUACUUUUCCUGCCAUCAUCAACAGUGAAGAGGAGUAUAAUGAGAAUGAAUACCUCAGGGUACGUGCUAGUUCAAUGAAACCCAUCUCAAAAAAUCAGGUGUACCAAGGAUCUGACUGCUUUCAGCUGAAUAAAGAUGGUACUGAUCCGGCUAUCUUGAAAGCAGUCCGAAAUCUGCGGAAGAAGUUGCAGCAGAUUGAGAUGCUUGAGAAAAAACAGUCUAAUGGUCAUCUUCUCGAUGAGCAGCAAAUUGCAAAGCUCCGAACAAAGCCGUUUCUUGAAAAUUCACUUGCUGAUCUUGGUAUCCCAGUUGGGGCACAAGAGAAUGCUUCAUCUUCUAUCCUGCUGGAUGGGAAAGGGAAGAAGGUUGAUCUACCUAGAAAACAGAGGAAGAAGAAUAAACAGAAAAUGGAAGAGGUGGAAGCUUCCUCUCGAAGCACUGAAAGUGGUGCAGAACCAGUCCCUGUAAAGGGUUUCUUGAGCAUUGAGAUCGCUCAUACUCCCAAGCAUAAGGAGGUUGAUACAAAUUUUGAAGAGACUGAUGGCAGCCAGGUUGGGGAAGAGUCUUCUUUGUGCAGUCUGAAGAAAGAAAUUCCUGAAAACCUCAGUGGCAAGGACCCAUUACCAACCACAUCUAAGAAGAAGAAAAAGAAAGGUGGUCUCUCGAUGUUCUUGAGUGGUGGCCUUGAUGAUGAUCCUAGAUAUGCUGCUUGCUCGCUUCCAAUCCCCAAAAGUGAAGGCCCCGCAUGGGGUGGGGCUCAGAUUUUGAACGGAUCCACUUCGCUCCAUGAGAUCCAGAAUGAGCAGAGCAGAACAAAAAAAUGUCAGCCAAGUAGGAUGGUUAAGGAUCUGGCUGAAGAUAUUGUAAAUGGAAGAAGUGGUGGACAAAUCCGAUUGGGUCUGUUUUUGCCAGAGGGUACGAUAUCUAGCCCAAUACCUGUUGGUUCUGCUCAUGCAUCACCAAUGUCUAAUGGAGAGAAAAGCACACCCCCCUGGACUGGUGCUGGGACUUCUCCUAUGUACUCUAAGCCAUCUCUUAGGGACAUUCAACUGCAGCAGGUAUGAGUUAUUCAUAGCUUUCUGCUCUAUUUCUGCUCUAUGUUAUCAAUCUAUUUGAUUAGUCAGGCUUAAGUAUGUCAUACUGAUUGUCUUGUUCGAAUCCCUCAUGCAACAACCAUUUAAGUACCUAUUGUGGACACACAGAUCCUAGGCAUUUAGGGUUUACUUUGGCUCUCCGUUCUCCCUUUCCUUAGGAAAGGGGGAUCAUGGUUUUUGUGUCACCACCUAGAUCGGGGUCUAGGACCCGAAAUUUCUCUCCUUUUCAGGGGAGGUUCACUCCAUAAUGCUGUGGUUUGGCUAAUAGAGUCUGAAUUGGUGUCGAGUAUGGACCCAGGAAGGUGUGGCACCCGGUCUGCCCGGUAAAAAGCUUUUUUUCUGGCAAGGUCCGCCCAGCAAAAACCAGUCUUCCUAAGCCUCAAGCUAUCUAACAAUUUACAUGUAUGAAUGAAAUGUCAGCCUACUAAAUAUCAUGCUUUUGACUGAAAAGUAAACUAAAUUAACUUUAAUCAAUUAAUUAAGCCAUUUUAAACGAGCGUGUACAUCCACAAUAUUCACAAGAAUCUAAUAAUUAAUCUAAUUAAUUUACAAUAAUUUAAGACUAAUUUAUUUUAAAAUUAUACUAACAAUUGAAUGGAAAGGAGAAAAGGAUACCUAUCCUUGACUCCUAACUAGGUCAUGGGGAUCUUGUCAGCUUAGAAGCACAAGCCUGGUAGAAUCUUUGGGACUCUAUGCAAAUACAAAGUCUCUUGGAAUCUUGAAAAGGCGCUUUCUGAGAAAGCAUCUAAACUUUGGGUAUUUUAGGGAAUUCUAGGAAUUUCUGGGAAUUUCAGGAUUUUUAAUCUAUAUUUUGAAUUUUUUAAAAUAGAAAAAUAGGUGAAAGAUAAAAGAGACUUGAAUAUUUUUUGAGGUUUUGGAAGUCAAUUAGAGUUAUUUUGAAGUGGUUUUCACGUAAGGAGGGUUCUUUAUGUGAUGCGAACCAGGUUUCUAAAAUCAGAAAACGGUUUGCUUAUGGACCCAUUUAGGGGUGAAUUAACUCAAAAAAUCAAUAUAAUGGCGAUCCUGUAAAUCACAUCAAAUUCCUAACAAAGGGCAAUCUGGUAAAUAGAUGAUUACUUCAAUAGAAGAGAAAAUAUCAAAGGAAGAAGCAACGUACUAGUUAGGUAGGGGUAGAUUUAGAAAUAAAAGAAAGUGGGAAAUAGAAACAAAAGAUAGGGGCAAUUCUGGGAUUUAACAGGAAUAAGGAAAUAAACCUAGCUUAAGUGGUGUUCUUCAAGCUCACGACAACCAGAAAAGGGUGACAGCUACGGUUUUACUGGAACUCUUCCACACCAGCUUGGAUCGACCUAGGGCCUGGAAUGGAGAAUCGCAGCACAAGGAAGCUGUGUUGGCAGCACUAGGGGCUCUCGAUAUUCCAGAUUAGAUGGGGUCUUCGAACCUGCAACUGGAUAUUGCGAUGGCAAGAGCUCAGAUCUGAUUCUGGGUUGAAUUUCUUCACAACAGAACCAAGCCUUGAAGGAGAUGACCUAGGAUUUGUAUUGCCUAGGAGAGAGUUACCUUCACUCAAAAUCUCAGUCCAAAAAACCCAUGCAUGAGGGAGAUUGAUCAGCUUCAAGGAGACAGCAACGAUCGCCAGAAACAGGGUAGGGAAACAAACCAGAGAAAGGAAGAAGAAGAAGAAUAACAGAGGAAGAUGAAGAAUAUAAGGAAGAAGAAGAGAAGGGAAAAUAAGAGGCAGAGAGAAAUUAUUAGAAAGGGAGAAGAAAAGAAUCACCGGCAGCCAUAUUCAUGGUUCUCAC